Topomyia yanbarensis is the source of this 1524-nucleotide messenger RNA. RefSeq lists its product as uncharacterized. The coding region runs from base 1 to 1524 and encodes 507 amino acids. The transcript has a single exon. Gene Ontology annotation, molecular function: nucleic acid binding; zinc ion binding. Lineage: Eukaryota; Metazoa; Arthropoda; Insecta; Diptera; Culicidae. The record is from RefSeq and is a predicted model, not a curated record.
AUGCCAAAAAAUACUCUGGAAGCUUCUGCUAACGAAUCCGGAAGCGGCACUGCACUUGGGCAGUCAACCAUUUCGUCAACUCCAGUCAGUAAGAAGGAAAAGAAGAAGCAGAAGUUACAGGAAAAAAUCGACAGGAUGGAGCAGAUUGAACUACUCGUCCACCGCCGUAGUCAGGCAAAAGGUAAGGUGACAAGAAUUUAUAAUACUAUAUGCCCCAAUGAGAACGAUGAAGUCGUUCAGCUAAGCGAAGCUCAAAUCCGGGUGUUCAUGAAGAAGCUAGAAACAGCUCAAAAGGAGUACCUUGCUAUUCAUGAAAGCAUCCUUGGCUUAGCAACGGCGGAUACCCGAAAAACUCAUAGCCAACACUACGAAGAGUUCGACGAACAUUAUGAUACGGUGGCCAUCUUGCUCGAAGAGCAACUGAUCGCUAUGAAUACCGCUCCAAGAGCAAAUGCAAACCAUAACUCGUUGAAUACUUCCAUGCUUAAUCAGGGUCCAGUCAUUGUGCACCAACCUUUAAGAAUGCCGAUUCCUUCUUUCGAUGGUCGAUACGAAAGUUGGCCAAAGUUUAAAGCCAUGUUUAAAGAUCUGGUCGACAAGACACCCGAUUCCCCAGCAGUGAAGCUCUACCAUCUGGAUAAAUCAUUGAUGGGUAGUGCUGCUGGCCUAAUUGACGCUAAAACCAUCAAUGAGGGAAAUUACGCCCAUGCAUGGGAAAUCCUAGAAGAAAGGUAUGAGAAUAAGCGUCACACGAUUGAUACUCACAUCCACGGACUAUUGAAUCUCAAGAAGAUGGUAAAAGAGAAUCAUGGUGAGCUGCGUAGCUUGGUAGACGAGUGUACCAGACAUGUGGAAAGCCUUAAGUUUCUGCAACAAGAGUUCACAGGAAUAUCGGAACUGAUUGUGGUUCAUCUACUCGCUGCCGCUCUCGAUAAGGAAACCCGAAGACGCUGGGAGUCCACCGUAAGACAAGGUGAACUACCUAGCUACAAUCAAUUGUUGGAAUUCUUGAAGGAACAGUGCUUCAUACUGGAGAGAUGCGAUAGCUUGAAUCCAAAGCAACCCACAAUUCAACCUAAGCCUACAACAAAGCUAAGUCAAAAAUCGUACGUCGCAGCUGCUUCCGAGCAUGAUUCAAAACCCGAGUAUAAAUGUGAUUUUUGUGGGAAGGGCCAUCAAAAUUUUACUUGCUCAGAAUUUAAAGCGUUGUCGAUGCAGCAGAGACUAGCUAAGGUAAGAGAGCGGAACGUUUGCUUCAAUUGCUUGAGGAAGGGGCACCAGAGCAAGGAUUGUCCUUCGGAUAGAACAUGCUCGAAAUAUAAACGCCAUCACCACAGUCUACUGCACGCAGAGGAGCGUUCCAAAUCAACGGUGGAGGAACAGAAGGUGACUCCACAAUCAACCCAAAAUCCAGUUCCAGAGACCAAACCUCAAGAUGAAGUCCGCAAGUUGUUGCAACCAGAAGAUGAUAACUUCGCAAGUGCUGCUCCUCACAGCAGUGGUGGAUAUAAUGGAUCAAAAUAA